UGUCUGUGUGUGUGUUUGUUUGCAUGUGCGCGUGAAUGUUUUUGUGAUACAUACACACAGACAUAUAUUUAAAGAGAAGUCUGAAAAACCUGAAGCAGGUUGCUGUGCUUUUUUGGAGGGAGGGGGGGGAUGUCUACUCUUUUUUAAGACAAGCUGACUGAAGCCAGCUAUUAUUUGCCUCCCCCCUCCUCCCCCUUGCAAAUGAAGAGAAUUCUUCCUGCAAGCUAGAAGGUUUUCCCCCUUUCCCCUUCUGCAGCCAAGUGAAACUGCUUAGUCCCCAAACCUUGGAAAUCGACUUGACUCCGGCUAUUGCUGGGAGGACCCGGGAAGAAUUCGGGGGAAAGACCAAUCGGGGUUGGUGUAGCCCCUUCAGAAAAUGUCAUCUCAAACUAAGUUCAAGAAAGACAAAGAGAUCAUAGCUGAAUAUGAAACACAAGUCAAAGAAAUCCGGACUCAGUUGGCAGAGCAGUUUAAAUGCCUGGAGCAGCAGUCUGAGUCAAGGCUCCAGCUGCUGCAGGACCUCCAGGAGUUCUUCCGAAGAAAGGCAGAGAUUGAACUCGAGUAUUCCCGCAGCCUGGAGAAACUGGCCGAGCGUUUCUCCUCCAAGAUCCGAGGCUCCCGAGAACACCAGUUCAAGAAGGAUCAAUACCUCCUCUCUCCUGUGAAUUGUUGGUAUCUAGUGUUGAACCAGACCCGGCGUGAGAGUAGGGACCACGCUACCCUCAAUGACAUCUUCAUGAACAAUGUCAUCGUCCGUCUCUCCCAGAUCAGCGAGGAUGUUAUCAGGCUCUUCAAAAAGAGCAAGGAAAUUGGCUUACAGAUGCAUGAAGAGCUGCUGAAGGUGACCAAUGAGUUAUACACAGUCAUGAAAACCUAUCACAUGUAUCACGCAGAGAGCCUUAGCGCCGAGAGUAAGUUAAAAGAGGCCGAGAAGCAAGAAGAGAAACAGUUUAACAAGUCGGGGGACCUUGGUAUGAAUCUGCUUCGGCACGAGGACAGGCCGCAGCGCAGGAGUUCUGUCAAGAAAAUGGAGAAGAUGAAGGAGAAGAGGCAGGCCAAGUACUCGGAAAAUAAACUGAAGUGCACCAAGGCCCGGAAUGACUAUUUGCUGAACCUAGCGGCCACCAAUGCAGCCAUCAGCAAAUAUUACAUCCAUGAUGUCUCCGAUCUGAUCGACUGUUGUGAUCUAGGCUUUCAUACCAGCCUAGCCCGAACCUUCAGGACCUACCUCUCAGCUGAAUAUAACCUGGAGACCUCUCGCCACGAGGGGCUGGAUGUCAUAGAAAAUGCAGUAGACAACCUAGAUGCGAGGAGUGACAAGCACACGGUCAUGGACAUGUGCAACCAGGUCUUCUGCCCGCCGCUCAAGUUUGAGUUCCAGCCCCACAUGGGAGAUGAGGUGUGCCAGGUGAGUGCCCAGCAGCCAGUCCAGACAGAGCUGCUCAUGCGCUACCACCAGCUCCAGUCACGGCUAGCCACCCUCAAGAUAGAGAAUGAAGAGGUCCGGAAAACACUGGAUGCCACCAUGCAGACCCUCCAGGACAUGUUGACAGUGGAGGACUUUGAUGUCUCUGAUGCCUUCCAACACAGUCGAUCCACGGAAUCAAUCAAAUCUGCUGCAUCUGAGACUUAUAUGAGCAAAAUCAACAUUGCCAAGAGGCGAGCCAACCAGCAGGAAACGGAAAUGUUUUAUUUUACGAAAUUUAAAGAAUAUGUGAAUGGCAGUAAUCUUAUCACCAAGCUGCAGGCUAAGCAUGACUUACUCAAGCAGACCCUUGGAGAAGGUGAAAGAGCAGAGUGUGGCACCACAAGCAGAAGAGAUGGAAGACUUAGGUUGCCUCACUUUCCCUGGCUGAGCCCUUCCUCUGCUCCCCACCUUGUGUCCCAUCCAGCACUUCAAGGAAGAAGAAAUGCCCGAGCCAGGAACCAGGACUCAGGGCAGGCUAUACCCCUGGUGGUGGAAAGCUGCAUCCGCUAUAUCAAUUUAUACGGUCUCCAGCAACAAGGUAUCUUUAGAGUGCCCGGAUCGCAGGUUGAAGUCAAUGACAUUAAAAAUUCCUUUGAGAGAGGUGAAGAUCCCCUGGCAGAUGACCAAAAUGAAAGGGAUAUUAAUUCAGUGGCUGGCGUCUUAAAACUGUAUUUCCGAGGACUGGAAAACCCACUCUUUCCCAAGGAAAAGUUUCAAGAUUUGAUAUCCACAAUCAAAAUGGAGAGCCCCGCAGAGAGAGUGCACCUGAUCCAGCAGAUUCUUGUCACCUUGCCCCGAGUGGUCAUCGUGGUCAUGAGAUACCUCUUCGCUUUUCUCAACCACCUAUCUCAGUAUAGCGAUGAGAACAUGAUGGAUCCCUACAACCUGGCCAUCUGCUUUGGGCCAACCCUUAUGCAUAUCCCAGAUGGACAAGACCCCGUGUCAUGCCAGGCUCAUGUCAAUGAAGUCAUCAAAACCAUCAUUGUCAAUCACGAGGCCAUCUUCCCCAGCCACAGGGAACUGGAAGGGCCUGUGUAUGAGAAGUGCAUGGCUGGAGGGGAAGAAUAUUGUGACAGCCCACAUAGUGAACCGGGGACAAUUGAUGAGGUUGACCAUGACAAUGGCACAGAGCCUCAUACCAGUGAUGAUGAAGUGGAGCAGAUCGAAGCUAUUGCCAAGUUUGACUAUGUGGGACGGUCCCCCCGAGAGCUGUCCUUUAAGAAGGGGGCCUCGCUCCUCCUGUACCACCGGGCCUCUGAAGACUGGUGGGAAGGUCGGCACAACGGAGUGGAUGGACUCAUCCCCCAUCAGUACAUCGUUGUGCAAGAUAUGGAUGAUGCAUUCUCGGACAGCCUGAGCCAGAAGGCUGACAGUGAAGCCAGCAGCGGGCCCCUGUUGGAUGACAAGGCCUCUUCCAAGAACGACCUCCAGUCCCCCACAGAGCACAUCACUGACUAUGGAUUUGGGGGAGCGAUGGGCCGAGUACGGUUGAGAUCAGAUGGGGCUGCCAUCCCCCGUCGCCGGAGUGGGGGUGAUACACACAGCCCACCUCGGGGCCUGGGCCCAGGGAUAGACACCCCACCUCGAGCAGCUGCCUGCCCCAGCAGCCCCCACAAAAUCCCCCUCAACCGAGGCAGGAUCGAGAGCCCAGAGAAGCGGAGGAUGGCGACCUUCGGAAGUGCUGGCAGCAUCAACUACCCGGACAAGAAGGCCCUUUCCGAUGGGCACCCACUGAGGUCGACCUGCGGCUCCACACGGCACAGCAGCCUCGGAGACCACAAAUCUUUGGAGGCUGAAGCCCUGGCAGAAGACAUCGAGAAGACCAUGAGCACGGCCCUCCAUGAGCUUCGAGAGCUUGAAAGGCAAAAUACGGUCAAGCAGGCUCCAGAUGUGGUCCUGGACACUCUAGAGCCCAUGAAGAACCCACCCCUGGGCUCCAUCAGCUCAGAACCCGCCAGCCCCCUGCACACGAUCGUCAUCCGAGACCCAGAUGCCGCCAUGCGCCGCAGCAGCAGCUCUACCACGGAGAUGAUGACGACGUUCAAACCCGCGCUGUCUGCCCGGCUGGCGGGUGCCCAGCUCCGCCCCCCACCCAUGCGUCCCAUUCGCCCGGUCGUCCAACACCGAUCCAGCAGCAGCAGCAGCUCAGGGAUGGGCAGCCCAGCGGUGACCCCCACUGAAAAGAUGUUCCCCAACAGCUCCUCUGACAAAUCAGGGACCAUGUAGUGCCCAAACCUGACGGCUUCAAAUGAAGCAAACCAAGUUGUUGCCAUUGGUGGCCACUUCUUUCCAGGGCAAACCCCGGGGUGGGGAUGUCUUUUGGUAUCAAGAGAAGAGAAGUGGUCCAAAGACAAAUCACCCAGGAAAGAUGUGUGGAGCAUUGAGUUUAUGGUAUUGGUUGCCAUCUGUAUUUAUCUAUUUGCAGACACGGAUAGACAUAGAGUGUGUGUAUAUAUGCACAGGGAUAUGUACAUACACUGAAGUAAUCUGAACAGAAGCUUUUCAUAAGAUUUCAGCAAAGUGUAAAAAGGCUUAUUCUGCUUAUUGUCACUGGAAAUUAUUCUAUAUAUAUAUAUAUAUAGAUAUGUACGUAUGUGUCUGUGGGUGUGUAUAUAUAUAC
Molecule: messenger RNA, 4088 nt
Organism: Trichosurus vulpecula (common brushtail)
Lineage: Eukaryota; Metazoa; Chordata; Mammalia; Diprotodontia; Phalangeridae
Gene: SRGAP3
Product: SLIT-ROBO Rho GTPase activating protein 3
Exons: 23
Coding region: 377-3694 (1105 amino acids)
Biological process (GO): signal transduction; negative regulation of cell migration
Cellular component (GO): cytoplasm
Molecular function (GO): protein binding
Source: RefSeq, a predicted model, not a curated record